AUGAACAACCGAUUUUCUUUCAACAACGCUACUAAUAAUAAUUAUUCGGUGCAAGCUUCCUAUGAGAGUGAAUAUCCGGACUCCCAUGACCAGGCUGGUUCCAUGAUUGAUUCGGGAACCAGCAAAACUUCCAAUCAAUCUUCGUCCGUUCUCACCAAUACAGGUACCAUGAGCAAAGUGAGAGAUCAAUUCUUUGUGUUUUUAGUGAAUUUAAACACGAAAACUUCCAAGAUUUCUAACCGAAAAGAGGCCCUCCUGAAUGCUCUUUUGUACGUCUAUGUGUUUUACGUGAGCGUGAUUGUAUCGUCCUAUUCAAGCCUAUUUCUGUAUAAUGAUGAUGGUAGUAGUAACACGACGAGCUCUCAGAGAAAUUGGGGCCUGGUUGGAGGAUGGAUUUGGAGAGCGUUGUUUUAUCCCGUGAAUUUUGCCUUAGAACACUACCCGUAUGAGGUCAUUGUUGCCUUUUCAUGCGUCUUUGUUGCAGUAGAACUGGGUUUUCUUUCUCUCUGUUAUGCGUUCCGAUUGCUCUCGGAUCGAGGUCAUGCAGCCCUUCCACAAAUUCGACGAGUAUUGAGAUGGGUAGCAACUCUAUUUGUUGUUUUUUCUCCGUUCAUUGCAUGGGUGCAUUGUGUGCCGUUAUCUGUGAAUCAUUCUACGCAACAAGUCCUCGUGUACUUUCCUCAUGUGAGUGUUUUAUCGUCCAUGAAUAUUGCAUUCAUGGUGAUUGGAAUUGUCGGAUGUAUUUUAUCAAUGAUUGUGGUUGUGAUUGGAGCGUUUAUUUCGGUUGAAACCAUACCACCUCCCAUGAAAUAUGUACUAUUUGCAAUGGAGAGAGAACAUCCACUCGUUGUUUUGAUUCUCACGAACAUGGCAAGUGUAAUUGUGACUACAAUUUGUGGAACUCAGUAUUUGAUUGUAUCGUCAUGUAUCAAAAUUGUGUUGGGCCUUGUCACUUGUUUCUUAUUUGUUAAGGCUCUUCCUUUUUACAAGAGGUGGGAAAAUUCAUUUGUGAUUGGAAUUAUGAGCUGCAAAGUGAUUGGUCCUUUAGGACCUUUUGUUUCCAGUUUCUUUACUGGCAACAAUGAUGUAGAAUCUAUUGGAGGAGCUAUCACAGGAGCCACUUUAGCAGCGUUCUUUUUUGCUUUUCUCAUUGGAUUUAUUGCUAGUGAAAUUUACUUGAGAGUCAUCUUGUCUUGGGCAAGAAAACCAUUGUUAGAAUAUUUUAACAAUAAGGGAGCAUCAAAAUCUGCUGCUGUUCAAAUUUAUAAUCAAUUCGACAACAUGAAAGAAAUGAAGCGCCUCAAUACUUUUAUCAAAUUUUCCCUUUCAAGCUUUGAAACAAGAGAAGAUAGUGAUUUUUCUAUUGCUAAUGCUUUUAUUACCAAAUGUGGGUCUAAUAAGGCACUGCUUGAUGUAGAUUUUCUAAUAUUGAGCGCUUUAUAUUUUGGAUUUUUUGGAGCGGAAGAUGAUCAUCUCAUGAACACAGUGACUGCCAUCUCUAAUUUAUCACGAGCUGUAAAACAAGCUCCAUCGAUCAUUCAAAAAUAUCACAUUGUAUUGAGAAUGAAAGAAAUAGAAACCAAUGCUUCAAAUGCAAAAACAUUUAACAUUGAGCUCAAGCAACAAUUGACCAAUGUCGACAAGAAGCAACAAGUAGUUAUGUAUUUCCACAGAGAAUUCUUUAAGGAGUUGCUGUUAGAAAAACCGUCCUUGACCAAGUUAGAUAACAUCAAUCGAACCAUUUGCAAGCUACUGAACGAUUGCGACAAUAUUUUUCGAAAUAUGUUUCUUACUCACAAAAAUAACAAGACUUUAUUGAGAGCAUAUGCAUCUUUUUUGGAAACCUGUCGAUGGGAAACUGAAACAGCUAAGCAACUAUAUGAAGAAGCGAAUAUGUUAGAAGAAGAAGAUGCACGCCGAGAGAAAAAGAAGACAAGUACGAAUCCACAAAAACCCAUCGCAAAAAACAAAAUUGUCCCCGCAGUACGGUCUUCAUUAGAGCUAUUUGACGAAAAGGAACAACAGCCAGCAGCUGAAGGCUACCCUGCACAAGAUUUUAUGGAUGAAAAACCUACAGAUGAAGACAAAUGGGAGUCAGUCAGUGUAGCCGGGAAUGAAGAUGAAAAGAAAGAACAAUUUUACAGAGCUGCUAUUAACACAAAAGAAGAUUUGAACUCUUUUCGAGUUUGGUUUGCUAUCUUUUGCGUGUUAUCAACUUUGGUUAUUGCUACUUGUUUGGUUACUUCGUUGCUGCUCUUAGAAAAUUUUUCCAAACAAAUUUCGUUACAAGAGAAAGUUUGUUCAUUGAGCGGAAUUCCCCAUCUUUUGAACAUCGAGAUUAGAGCAGUUCAAGCUCGUUUGAACAUGGCUAGCCAUGAAAUUGAUAAGAUUGAGCUGGCACAAAUCAGAAUUAUUGCAAAGCAUCAAAUGGAAUUCCUUUUCAAAAAAAUUCAUGAUGUCCAAGAAGCCUCAACGAGCGGUGAAUUUAUUGACCAAGUUGUUAAAACAUACACAAACGUUGAAUGGAAAUAUUUUGUUCCAGUUGCACAAGCUGAUGAAUCCCUCAUGCCAAUUUAUGAUGUCUCUAACGCAUCCAUUGGUGACUUUGUUGAUUUAUUGGUUGACUCUGGCGAAGAUAUUAUGGCAAUGCUCAAUGAUUGGCAUGAAUUUAACAAAACAAUCGCUAAUUACCAUUUCCUCUUGAUUUAUUUGAACAAGGAUGUUGCCGCAAAUGCAUUUGACUCGUUUUGUGUCUCGUUUUUAGAAGGAACCAAAACCACUACUCAACAAUCAUCUAUCAUAUUCCACUCGAUUUAUGGAAUUGUGUUAGGUCUCUAUGUAAUAUUUGUAAUGAUAUACAUUGCUGUUAUGAGAACGCAAUUGCUGCAAAUCAAUCGAUUGAUUUCUGCUGUUUUUGGGAGAAUUCCUAAUGAUGAAACUGGCAAAGUUUAUCACAGUUUUGCGAAAAAAAUUGAAGACACACAUCUUCAUAAGGUUAGAAUUGCUGUUUUCACUCCUCAGGUUCUCUUUUCCUCCAUGACCGUUGCAGUGGUUGCAAUUGUGGUCAUUGUCUGGAUUCUGCUCAUUGUCGAGUACAAUAGCAAUGCUAAAAAAGCACAAACCACAAUGAUGGCCACGAACAGUUUGAACACAGUGGUCAAAAGUAUCAUGUUAGCUAAUUUUAACCUUGUUGAAAUUGCCAAAAGGAGCAGGCUUGUUUCAAGUACUUUCUCUGAAUUGAAACGAGUCAAUCAAGAACAGCUUAUUACUGCAACUAGUACUUGGCGCUCGCUUACAGUAGGAAUGGAAAGCCAAAACUACAAGUCUGCUGUGUAUCAUGUUUUUCCUGAAAUAGAUCAAUUAUUGUCAGGAGGUUGUUCCAACGUGUCUUCCAAUGUAACUUCAAAGCUCGAGUCCCCAAUUCCUUACAAUGCUUCUGAGGUUGAAUCAGAGGAGUUGCAAGCCGUUUUGAGCCAAUACUCUAACGCAGCCUGUUUAGGAAUGGAGGAUCUAAUCGACAUCAUCAGCUCACAUCUGACAGAACUCACUCAAGAAUUCUUCUCGGGCCAGCUUUCAUCCGAAGUUUCUAUUGAAAUAUAUUUUUCACACAUAUACUAUUACAGCGUGGCCUUUUCACGAAAGAUUUUUGAGUUUAUUUCCACCUUUGUGAAUCUCUCAAAGUCACCAUCCGUUAUCAUUACUUAUGUCUGUGCAUUUACUGGAACGGCGUUAUUAUUGGUUCUCUUUUACUUUUCAUAUAAUUCAUUGCAGACUUUUUGGAACGAAAAACAUGCGAUGAGAACUCUGUUAAAUUACAUUCAUUGGAGUGUGAUUGAAACUCAUGACCACUUGAAAGAAUAUGUGUUAUCGCACGAAAUUAGUGGCUAUACCUAUCAAUUCAUGAACAAGAUGUAUUCAAAGCUCAAGAACACAGAACGGGCAGGAAAAAACGCUGAAGCAAAUAACAACCUGGACGAUCCAUUCUCCAUGACAAGAUCUAUAUUAAGUGCAGCUGUUGACGGAGUGGCACUUUGCUCACAGACUGGAAAAGACCUCACUUGGUCUAUUCAAGAAUUUAACAAAUCAGCCGAAGAAAUGUUCAUGCACAAACGAAAUGAGAUAUUUGGACUGGAUAUUUCUAUCACAUUUUCAACUGAAAGUCAUUCACAAAUUAAGAAAAUUUUGAAUGGGAUGAUGUCUUCUCACUCAUAUUGCAGUGAGAUUUUGGAGACUAAUUGUCUGAGGAAGAACAAGACGACAUUCCCUGCAAAGGUAACCAUUUGCUUGACGUACUUCCAAAAGAAGCCCAUUGUGACCUUUUUUUUCAGAGACAUCACCAUGGAAAAGAAGCAAAAUUCUCUCAUUCAAGAAGAGAAGCAGAAGAGUGAGCAAUUGUUGUUAAAUAUUUUACCCAAGCCUGUGGCCAUUCGAUUGAUGGAAGGCGAAAGAAAUAUUUAUGAGAAGAUUCCUGAUUUAUCAGUUUUUUUCAGUGACAUGGUCGGGUUUACUAAGAUGAGUUCUAAAAUGGAGGCAAGUGAAUUGGUCUUGAUGUUGAAUGAGAUUGUAGAAUCCAUGGAUUUGUUGACAGAUAAGCACGGCUUGGAUAAAAUUAAGACCAUUGGUGACGCUUAUUUUUGUGUUGGUGGCGCCUAUGCAUCCAAAGUAUCAGAUCAUCCAGAACGAAUGUUAAAAUUCUGCAUAGAUAUUUUUACUUUUCUUCACAAGUAUAAUAAGGAAAAGAAAAAGAAAGUAAAUGUUCGUAUAGGAAUUCACACGGGAGCGGCUGUUGGUGGAGUCAUUGGUACCAAGAAGUUUGCAUUUGAUUUAUGGGGAGAUACCAUAAACACUGCUAGUAGAAUGGAGAGUACUGGUGUUGAGGGCCGUGUACAAAUAUCACGCUCCUGCUAUGAGAGAGUUUACGAUUUAGGAUAUCAAUUUGAAGAACGAGAGCCAAUAGAAGUGAAAGGCAAAGGAAAAAUGCAAACUUAUUUAUUGGCUGCCAAACACCAUCCAUCUCCUAUUCCUGGUUCAGAAAGUGGCCUCAAUGAUGACAGUAAAUCGCAAACAUUCGACGAAACUAGCAGCUCUGUCACACUGGAAAUAACAAAACCUCUCUCUCGAACUCUUGGCAGUAUCAGUGCUGACAAUUUAAGCGAAUCGGAGCGAGACAGCGCGGCCAAUAGAUCCAACAAAUCCGUAAAAACCAACUCACAACCCAACAUGCUAAAGAAAUAA
Molecule: messenger RNA, 5235 nt
Organism: Naegleria lovaniensis
Lineage: Eukaryota; Heterolobosea; Eutetramitea; Acrasida; Naegleriidae
Exons: 11
Coding region: 1-5235 (1744 amino acids)
Biological process (GO): cyclic nucleotide biosynthetic process; intracellular signal transduction
Molecular function (GO): phosphorus-oxygen lyase activity
Source: RefSeq, a predicted model, not a curated record